AUGUUAAUUAAGUGGCUGCUUGUAUCUCUACUGGUAUUAGGUGUCCAGAAUACCUCUGUGAACAAUUACAUCAAUCAAAUUGAUAAUUUUAGUAUAUUCUACAAUCCGAACACACGUUUAGCAUUGAAAGGCGCAUUGGAAUAUGUCGGUCGUGAUUCUUUUUCUGGGAUUGGUUUCCGUGGAGCAAACUGCAGCUGUGAAGAUCGUAUAUGUAGCUGUUGUAGUGGCAUCAAUAUAACUAGAUUUAAUAUUGACCAUCAUGUCUGCACUAAUAUUACCUUUUAUCCUAAGGACCUUGCCAUGAAUCUCAAACUUAUAGUAAAUGAAAGAGAACUUCUUAAUACCAAAGAUUCUAUCUCUGGUAAAGUUCAAAUACCAUUCUGCGUGCCUGUCUAUCCACCCUUCGUAUCCUUCUGCAUACGUGUCUUCGAUAUCUACUUGUCCGGUAGAAAUCUGCAUGCGUGCAUUGAUUUAGAGGCAUAUGUGAUAUCGUGGCCAAUCUUGGUUUUGCACUUUGAUUGCGUAAAGAUUGGCGCAGACGGAAUUUCUUGGCUAAAGCCCGAUGACAACAGUAGUAUUCCUCAACCGACAGUGAUCAAACCAGAAGUGAACGGACCAGAAAUAUACGAUCCAGUGGACUUCGAACCAAGUUCUGUUGGCUUUCCAAACAAUCAUACUUCAAAUAUGACUCCCGAGGAGGAAGAUAAUAUCGGUCAAUUAAAGAUAUGA
Trachymyrmex cornetzi is the source of this 729-nucleotide messenger RNA. RefSeq lists its product as uncharacterized. Bases 1 to 729 code for a protein of 242 amino acids. The transcript has 3 exons. The record is from RefSeq and is a predicted model, not a curated record. NCBI's taxonomy places the organism in Eukaryota, Metazoa, Arthropoda, Insecta, Hymenoptera, Formicidae.